AUGGCUCCGAAGCAGCCGAACAGCGGCCUCUUUGUUGGGCUCAACAAGGGGCACGUCGUCACAAAACGCGAGUUGGCUCCUCGCCCGACUGCUCGCAAAGGGGUACGAAGUGUGCUUCUGUUUACAGUGACCAAUAAUUUGAGGAGAUUCCCGCUUUUAGUAACCAAAUAGUUUUCCGUAGCUCGUUCUCUUAACAGUUUGUCCUGAGAAUCUGUACGGGGCAUCUUUCUACGUUGUUCAUCUCUUGAUGUCUUAGAAAACACACCGCUUGUUUCUUGUUUAUGAGAUGUGAGAAACGAUCCUUGUACUGUUCCAGAAAACGAGCAAGAGGGUGCACUUUGUCCGGAACUUGAUUAGAGAAGUUGCUGGGUUUGCUCCCUAUGAGAAGAGAAUCACCGAACUCCUGAAAGUCGGCAAGGACAAGCGCGCUCUAAAAUUGGCGAAAAGAAAGCUGGGUACACACAAGAGAGCAAAGAAGAAGCGUGAAGAAAUGGCAGGCGUUUUGAGGAAGAUGCGGUAAGUGCCCUGGUUUCUAUUUGACGCUUUUAUUUACCCCACACAGAUUUGUGUCACAUGUUUAUAUUUAUUCGUUAUCCUGACGCUAGCAUACGUCUCUACCUCGAAAGAUGUCCCUUAUAUUCCAGUAAAACUGUUUUUGACGCCAAGUUUUUUUUUUCAUCGGGAUUAUCUAAAUGGCCUUACAACCCGCAUAAAAAUUCACUUCUAGAAUGGCACGCAUGA
Spirodela intermedia is the source of this 741-nucleotide messenger RNA. The record is from the annotation of a GenBank genome assembly. NCBI's taxonomy places the organism in Eukaryota, Viridiplantae, Streptophyta, Magnoliopsida, Alismatales, Araceae.